Molecule: messenger RNA, 390 nt
Organism: Prunus armeniaca (apricot)
Lineage: Eukaryota; Viridiplantae; Streptophyta; Magnoliopsida; Rosales; Rosaceae
Source: the annotation of a GenBank genome assembly
AUGGAGAAGAAGCCUCUGCUCGGAGGCGAGGGCAGCGGCGUUCGAUCGGCGGUCUUCAGACGCCGCUCCGAUGCCAUCACCUUUGGCUCUCCUUAUCAGAAAGCUGCCGCACUCGUCGAUUUGGCGGAAGAUGGCGUUGGCUUGCCUGAGCAGAUACUUGAUCAAGAAAAUUUCCAGAGUGCGGCAAAGUAUUACUUUCUUUAUGUUCGAUUUAGCUUCCUUUGGGCCUUCCUAUAUUUUGCUCUCAUAAUACUCAAUUUCCUUGAGAAACCUCUAUGGUGCGCGAGGUAUACUGAAUAUACAUGUAGUGACAGAGACUACUACUAUCUUGGGGAGUUGCCAUACUUAAAUGCUGUUGAGUCGCUUAUUUUUGAGGCUGUAAUGUACUGA